CUCUAUGAAUCAUCAGCUGUCGUCAGUUUUUUGAGAAAAACAAAACGUAGUUGGGUGAAAUUCUUGCAAAUUUCUGAGGAUAAAGUAGAAAAAAACACUCGACAUGUCGGUUAAUACGGCCCACGCCAACAAUGGCGUGCUGAUCCAUGCUGGAGAAUACAUAUUGCUUCACAGCGACAGCGUUUCGAUGGAGUUUUCCGGCCAGGACAACCCAAUUUUUAAAGGCUCAAAAGCGGGAAGGAUCUAUCUUACCUCUCACCGGAUGAUCUUUAAUAGCAAGAAGGCCUCGGAUCAAAUGCAGUCUUUCAGUGCUCCAUUUGUAGCCCUUUCGGAUGUGGAAAUCGAACAGCCCGUUUUCGGAGCCAACUACAUCAAGGGAAAGGUGCGAGCCCAGCCGAAUGGAAACUACGUGGGAGAGGUCAAGUUCAAGCUUCAUUUUAAGGCCGGCGGCGCCAUCGAAUACGGUCAGGCUUUGCUGCGUUCCGCCAAGACGGCUAUGAACAACUACCACCGCGGUGGAUUGGCCGGUGAUGAUCCGCCGCCUUACCAGCCGGCUGGAGCUUGGAACGAAGCCCCGCCACCGGCCUAUCAGCCACCUCCAGGUUAUUACGGCUGGUUGCCACAGCACGAUGCCUUCAGUGGCCCUGCGCCGAAUACGGUCUUUAUGAGCGACAAUCCGCCGCCAUAUCCGGGGAUUGCACCACCGGCGCACCAACCACCACCUCAGCAACCGCAGGGACCGUCGUCGAAUGAACCAAAUUGGUAUGGUUUUUCAGCACCGCCGCCACAGCAGCAGCAACAGCAGCCGGGCUACGGACCACAAGGAUGGGCCGGUGGCUAUGUCCAGCCGCCGCCGUACGCCUCUUGUGCACCUAACUGUCCCCCAGGACCUCCGUAUGCUACCCCGGCUCAGACGUACAAUGGACCACAGCCGUACGGUGGAUAUGGAAAUGUCCCCGGUGGAUUUAACACCCCGGGACUUCAGCAACCGAAUGGAUAUCCAAAUGGUUACCCUGGUGGACCGCCGCCUCCGGGACAGCAGGCGGCAGGAGCAGCCGGAGGAGCCGCUGCAUCCGGAGCCAGCUUCAUGGGCUUCAGCUUGCCGCCAGGAAAUUCCAAAGAAGCCGAAGCUGCAGCAAGUGCUUACAAUACACCCUACAACCAAGGCGGACCCAGUGGAUCAGGAAACAGUGACUUACCACCUUCUUAUAAUAACUUGCCACCCAGUUACGAGGAUGCAUCGAAAAAAAAUCACUAAUAACGACUGCAUACUAUAUUCCCUUAUCAAUAAUGCGAUUGAAAAUUAUUACAGCUCAUUCCGUUGAGGUUAUUCAAACACAAACUAUUUUAUAAAGCAAAGUUAAAUAUUGUUUUCGCCAAGUAUUCUUUAUAGUUGGUAUUAUUGUUGAACGCAUUCUUUAAAGGGCUUUUUUUAAAUGCUUUAAUUUCUGGUCACAAAAUUAGAAUUCGCUAACUGUUUCAAUGUUUGGCUUAAAAAAAUUGUCUUUUAUAUAAGAGAAUAUUAUAUUAUUCAAAUGAUUGUUACACAUGAAUUAAAAACAUAUUUUAUUCAUUAUUAAAUAUAUGACAAUGUAUUAUAUAAAAGUAAUCAA
This is a messenger RNA of Drosophila ficusphila, 1613 nucleotides long. RefSeq names its product WW domain-binding protein 2 (gene Wbp2). Gene Ontology annotation, biological process: positive regulation of DNA-templated transcription. The record is from RefSeq and is a predicted model, not a curated record. Gene Ontology annotation, molecular function: transcription coactivator activity; chromatin DNA binding. Lineage: Eukaryota; Metazoa; Arthropoda; Insecta; Diptera; Drosophilidae. The transcript is spliced from 6 exons. Gene Ontology annotation, cellular component: nucleus. The coding region runs from base 104 to 1258 and encodes 384 amino acids.